This is a messenger RNA of Coniophora puteana RWD-64-598 SS2, 2108 nucleotides long. RefSeq lists its product as uncharacterized. Bases 1170 to 2108 code for a protein of 312 amino acids. Lineage: Eukaryota; Fungi; Basidiomycota; Agaricomycetes; Boletales; Coniophoraceae. The record is from RefSeq and is a predicted model, not a curated record. The transcript is spliced from 8 exons.
ACGAGGUUAAAUAGGGUUAAAUGCACGUACGAAGUACGAUAGAAGGCUGUGUUGCCUUAGUGGAUGUGAAGACCGUCAUCGCCUCGAAAUUACAUUGAUCUGCACCUGCGAAUCGUUUCUCGCUCGUUGCCCUUUGUUGAGCGCUAGCGCUGAAAUGCACACAGGGAGAUUUGCGCAAUUCAGUCAUCCGACACCAUGGCCUGGGACGUCUUAAUGACCCACAAACGAAAGUGCAAACAGGACCAAAAGCACAAUCAACCUGACCGCAAGCUGUCGUCUAUGGCGAGAUCAAGCUCAGGCACGUUCCACACGUGGUCGUCACUCAGAUCAAGCCACCACGCUCGUCCAAACCACCGCUCAAGCGGUCGUUCAUCACUGCGAGCCCGUUAAUUCUGACAAAUCCAUCUCAGUCAAAAACUAGGUACGCACACGAGAUUUUUUGCUUCAGUCGCCGAGGCACCCUUCUGCAUGAGGCCCCCAAGAGUAUCGGCGCCGUGGAUAACGUCGUUGAGCGGUACAGCGCCAUUGUUGUUCUAUCGCACUGUCAUCGCAGGGCUACGCAGCGCAUGAUUCCCGAGAACACUGGCGGCGGUCACAUCAUGGAAGACAAUCGCAGCAUUGUCGUUCUAAGUCCGUAUAGCACCGGUGGGCCUGCGUUCGAAAGAACCACUCACUGGGGCUGCUGCAGGGAGCGCAGCGGUGAAGCUGGCUGCCGCGAAGAGCAUGAUCAGGCUGGCGAAGAAAGGCAUUACAGGUCGUGCGAUGAAGAACGUGGGCUGGAGCGUUCGUCUGCUCGGUUACGCUCUAUUCGGCUCCGCAGCUCCGACUAGUGCGUUCUCAUUGGCUUCUAACGCCUACUACCAAGUCUUGGCUGUGGUUCUUAGUCCAAUGCACUGCUAAGAGAUAACAUAGGAAGUUGCUUGUCUCGGUGUUAAGUCUUCGCUGUUGUAAAUUUGUACGCCAUCCUACAGUGUUCUCUAGGCACUCUGCGGUGUUAGAAGAUCGCAAGAAGCUUAAUGAUGCUCAACUUACUCCAAUGCUGGGCGGUGAAGGCCUAACGUCUUGCAAAACAUCCUCCAUCGACUCCAAGUCGGUUCUUUCGUGCUCGCUCCUUCCUUCAGUGCCCAUUCUCUUUCACGUUUUAUCAUCACCCUUACAUUCUUUUAACAAUGCGCUCAUUCGUUGCCAUCGCUCUCUUCAUCGCUUCCGUUGUGGCGCUCCCCUUCCCACAAGGCAGUCCCCUCAUCCCCACCAUACCCACCGACGAAGUCAAGGAAUACGUUCAAGACCUGACCACCGAAGUCGGCACCACCGCCAAGCGCGACAACGACCGCACGUUUUUCGCCCCCUUGUCCGGCGACCUCGACGGCAUCUCGCCCCUGCAGCACUUCGGCGACGUCACCAUCGACCCCGACCUCGACCACCCUACCUUCGGCAAGCGCUCCAGCGGCGACAGCCAGAACGGCGAAGUCAUAGCGCCCCUCUCGGGCGACCUCGACGGCAUCUCGCCUCUCCAAAACUUUGGCGACAUCGACAUCAGCCCGGACCUCGACCACCCCACCUUCGGCGGCUCGGGCAAGAAGGGCAGCGGCGGUAUCCUCAGGCGCGACAGCGGCGACGGCGACGGCGAGACCAACGCGUCUGGAGAUGGCGUCCUCGAUGGCAUGUCACCCCUCCAGAACUUCGGAGAGGUCGACAUCAGCCCGGACCUCGACCACCCCACCUUCGGCGGGUCAGGGAAAGGCGGCAGCCUCCUCAGGCGCGAUAGCGGGGAGACCAGCGCGCCCGGGGCCGGCGACCUCGACGGCAUCUCUCCCCUCCAAAACUUCGGUGAGCUCGAGGUCGGCCCCGACCUCGACCACCCCACGUUCGGCAAGCGUGCUGGUGGCAGUGGCGUCGGCGAUGGCGCUGACGGUGGUGCUAAGACCCCUGAUGGUGGCAUUCUCGAUGGUAUCUCGCCCUUGCAGAACUUUGGCGAGGUUACUGUCUCUCCCGACCUUGACCAUCCUACGUUCGGGGACUUGAAGCGCGACGUUAGCCCCGUCCCCGUUCAGGCUGACGACGUCACUGCCAUCGUCAACGGCGUUGAGGAUUAUGACCUCGACUAG